Molecule: messenger RNA, 327 nt
Organism: Emiliania huxleyi CCMP1516
Lineage: Eukaryota; Haptophyta; Isochrysidales; Noelaerhabdaceae
Exons: 2
Coding region: 1-327 (108 amino acids)
Source: RefSeq, a predicted model, not a curated record
AUGUCUCCCGCCCUCGGCGCGCCGACCGCGCAGCGGCGGCAGACCACCCUCCGGUUCGAGGGGCGCCUGGGGCUGAGCGGGCUGCCUCCGCCAGAGUUUGGCUCGCCCACCGGCGGGCUGUCACCCUGCCACGGGUCGCAAGCCCUCUGCCGGCCGGAGCGCAGGCUGCGCAGGCUUCCAGCAAUUGGUCCCUUGGCAAGCGCGAAUCGGAAGGUGAAGAACAUCCAGGCUCGGACUGGACACCAACGCGGUAUGGGUGGACGCUGGACAGAUGAUGACGGCACGCAGAGCACGAGCGACACACAGACACAAAAACAGGCUCACUAG